Messenger RNA from Ceratitis capitata (Mediterranean fruit fly), 2888 nucleotides. RefSeq names its product glutamate receptor ionotropic, kainate 2 (gene GluRIIC). The record is from RefSeq and is a predicted model, not a curated record. Gene Ontology annotation, biological process: monoatomic ion transport; synaptic transmission, glutamatergic; modulation of chemical synaptic transmission. Bases 83 to 2860 code for a protein of 925 amino acids. Lineage: Eukaryota; Metazoa; Arthropoda; Insecta; Diptera; Tephritidae. Gene Ontology annotation, molecular function: transmitter-gated monoatomic ion channel activity involved in regulation of postsynaptic membrane potential; glutamate-gated receptor activity. Gene Ontology annotation, cellular component: postsynaptic membrane; plasma membrane. The transcript is spliced from 14 exons.
GUGUAGAGAACGGUGUGAAGAUCAGAUCGAAGAAUAGUUAGCAUGUUUUUAUACUUUCUGUGAUUUAAAAUACAUAUGAAAAAUGUUAAAAUACUUUUUUAGCCUUUUAUUGGCUUGUUUCUGCGUGAAAAAUGCACAGGCCUUGCAGCCACUCAAUAUCGGUGCAAUAUUUUUCGAAAAUGAACUCGAUUUGGAACGCACUUUUAUUGCCACGGUGGAGAGCAUAAACACGGCAAGGGAGACGAACUUCAAAUUGUUGCCACUUAUAAGGCGUGUAAGUGAAACGGACGGCAGUUUGAUCUUGCAGCGCGAAGUGUGCGAUCUCAUUGAUAAUAGUGUUGUGGCUAUUUUUGGGCCAAGUUCAAAGGCAGACAGCGACAUUGUUUCGGUGAUUUGCAAUGCCACCGGCAUACCGCACAUUGAAUUCGACAUAAGUCAGGAGGAGACGGGGGAGGAGAAAAUCAAUCACCAGAUGACGUUGAGUGUUUUUCCUGCACAGCUGAUACUCUCCAAAGCUUAUUCGGAUAUAGUGCAUUCAAAUGGUUGGCGUAAAUUUACAAUUGUUUAUGAUGCCGAUGAUCCAAAAGCACCAACACGUCUUCAAGAUCUCUUGCAAUUGCGAGAUAUACACAAUGAUGUUGUGCGUGUGCGGCAAUUCCGACGCGGGGAUGAGUAUCGAGUCAUGUGGAAAAGCAUAAAGGGUGAACGUCGUGUUGUAUUGGAUUGUGAACCGGAUUUGUUAAUCGAUUUGCUCAAUUCCUCCAUACCAUUUGACUUGACGGGGCAAUUUAAUAACUUGUUACUCACAAAUCUAGAGGCGCACAAUGCGAAUUUGGAGGUUUUGCGUGAUAAUGAAACCUUUGCACUCAAUAUAACAGCGGCAAGGCUAAAAAUGAACGGAAAUUUCUAUAAUACCAAUCCAUGGCAGCAAGCUUCACUGUACAACUUGGACGAGCUACCCGAACAGCCGAUGCGAACACUACUUCACGAUUUGCUGUACGAUGCGGUUAAUCUUUUCACGAAUGCAUUACGAAAUGUCAGCUACAGUUAUCAGAUUCGACCACCUCGUGUGCGUUGUGAUUUCAGUGAGUAUGGCCGAAGGCAGCCUUGGGCUAUGGGGCGUUACAUACAUCGCGUGAUGUUAGCGACAUCUGGCGUCAAUAACACAGAUUAUCGCACGAGUGACCUGCAAUUUGGCGAGGAUGGCCAACGCAUUAAUUUUGGCAUAGAAAUUUUUGAACCAUUAGAUAAUUAUGGCAUCGCCUUCUGGGAUACAAAGGGCCAAAUUGUGCCGCAACAUGUAGUGGUGAGCAAUUUAAAGAAACUUCGUUAUCGUGUGGCAACGCGUAUUGGUGAGCCAUAUUUUAUGGAAAUACCCGAAAUGGUAGAGCAGAAUGUUACUGGCAAUGAGCGCUAUGAGGGCUAUGCGGUGGAUUUGAUUAAGGAAUUGGCUGAGCGCAUGAAUUUUGAGUAUAUAUUUGUGCCAGUUGCGGAUCAACAAUAUGGAAAAUAUGAUCCAACCACUAAGCAAUGGAAUGGCAUCAUUGGCGAGAUCAUCAAUAAUGAUGCUCACAUGGGCAUAUGUGACUUGACUAUUACACAAGCCCGACGUACCGCGGUUGAUUUUACUGUGCCCUUCAUGCAAUUGGGUGUUAGUAUUUUGGCAUAUGAGCAGACUGUGGAACCAAAAGCUUUGGCUUUCCUGGACCCAUUUAGAGCAGAAGUCUGGAUAUAUGUACUAAUUGCCAUAUUUGUGAUAUCAUUUUUAUUCGUGGUUUCUGCAAGAAUUGCAGAAGAUGAAUGGGAGAAUCCUCAUCCAUGCAAUAAAGAUCCCGAGCUUUUAGAGAAUAAAUGGGGUUUAUUUAAUACGUUCUAUUUGACAGCGGCCUCUAUUAUGCAGGCCGGUUGUGACAUGUUGCCCAAAAGCGCGCCAUUUCGUACAUUCACCGCGAUGUGGUGGAUUAUAGCGGUCAUCAUACCAAAUUCCUACACCGCCAACUUGGCUGCCUUCUUGACCAGUUCAAAAAUGGUUAAUAGUAUAACUGAUCUUAAGAGCCUGGUGGAUCAGAAUGAGGUUAAGUUUGGUACGCUGAAAGGCGGCAGUACGUAUAACUUUUUCUCCGAAUCCAAUGAGACUGUUUACCGUUUGGCAUUUGAAAUGAUGAAAAACGCCGAGGUCUCGGCCUACACAAAGGAUAAUAAAGAGGGUGUGGAGAGAGUGCUGUCGAAAGCUGGAAAGUAUAUGUUCUUGAUGGAGACAACAAGUUUGGAGUACAAUAUCGAACGGCAUUGUGAACUGCGCAUGGUGGGUGAGAAAUUUGGCGAAAAGCAUUAUGCUAUAGCGGUGCCUUUCGGUGCCGAAUACCGUUACAAUUUGAGCGUAAAUAUUCUAAAACUUAGUGAAACGGGUAAAUUGUUCGAAAUGAAGAAUAAAUGGUGGAAGAAUAAGGAUGGGGCGUGUGAAAAGAAUGACGAUGGUGACUCUUCUGCGAUGGGUUUCGCCGAGGUACGUGGUAUUUUCUACACGCUCUUCCUAGGUCUGUUUGCCGCCUACUUUCUUGGAAUCUGCGAGUUUUUGAUGCAUGUACACAGCAGAGCCAGCGAGGAAAAGUUGCGUUUUAAGGAGGUUUUUGUGAAUGAAAUGCGUUUCGUUUUGCGCAUCUGGAACAAUCGCAAGCCGGUCAGUUGCACACCCACUGCAAGUCUUUCGGCCUCGUCGCGCCGCUCAUCGAACCGAACCAUCAAGUCGUCGAAGAAGAAAAAUUCACGUCAGUCUAGCUCCAGCUCUAAGGAGUUGGCUGAGUUAGCUAGCAUAAAAGUUAAAAAAAACGGUAGAGUUGUGAAAGAAGAUGACGUGUAGAGGCUUUCAUAUUUUUUUGUAUGAAAUA